CUCUCUCUCUGUUCUACAGACUCACUUCUCUGUUGAUGUUUUUCUGUUAUUAUCGAUCUCUCGUCCGUGAUGACAAAUUGUCUGUUUGUUUUUCUCCCCCCCCCCCCCCCCCCCCAGCACCUGCGUCUGUCGGUGAAUGAGAGCGGCCAGUGCCACGUGCACCACCUGUGGUUCCACACCGUCUCCGACAUGCUGCGCCACUUCCACGCCCACCCCAUCCCGCUGGAGUCGGGCGGCUCCGCCGACAUCACCCUACGGUCCUACGUACAGACGCAGCGCUGCCCCGCCGCAGACCUGCCCUCUGUCCCCCCUGUCCUCGCCCCACCCAGAGACCCGGGCUGCCGGAGCGACCCCCCCCAGCCCGGCCUGCACCUCCCCGGGGUCCCCCCGCCAGGCGACGCCCCCCCUCUCCACCAGCUCCUCCUCCUCGCCCACCGCCCUUCCUGCCCUCUCCCGCAGUGACCCGGGGUACCGGAGGAGGAGGAGGAGGAGAGGAGCAGGAGAGCAGGAGGAGGAGGAGGAGGAGGAGGAGGAGGAGGAGCAGGAGGAGGAGGGCUGCACAGCAGGAGCAACAGCUCCGAGCGUCUGCUGGAGGCCUCUAGUGGCGGCUCGGAGGACUACCACGACACCGAGGGCAACCGCCGAACACGGGCCGUGGAGAACCAGUACUCCUUCUACUGAGGGCCCGGCCGGGGGCCAGGGAGACGGGUUCUAGAGGGGGGGGGGGGGGGGGGGCCGGGGGGCGAGGAGGGAGGCGUCGGUGCUGGUUACGUUCCAGAACCCCGUUUGGUUGCAGAUGUGGAGGUUCAGCUGAGGAAGUCGUCCUCUGGAGUCAUAUGGCAUUGAUUAGCCUCGUCACACCCACUUCCUGGACACGCCUACCCACAAUCCCCAGGAGCGGGGCCUGUGGCCCGGACUGAGUGGAGAGCCCCCCCCCCCCCCCCCCCCCCGCUCCAUGUUUGUGAAGCUGCUCUCGUUCCGCUCCGGACGUGUCCCAGCCCUCCCUGUGGACGGUUGUGAGUGCCCCGCUGGAGGUCACGUCAACACCGGGCCCGACGGCGUGGUCCUCCCGCCCCAGCUGGCCCCCCUCCCCGCGGUGCCGAGAGGGUCCCGGCGCCCUCAGAGGAGCCUGGAUCCAGUGGGGCUGAUGGGGACACCAGGUGGGAGUGUGGUCAGCCACUACAAGCCGUUGGACGAUGGAUCCGUCUACCAGCCUGCCCAGUGGACCGUAGCGAACGUUGCUCGUCUAUCCGUCAAGACCUAACGGCUCAUCCUACUCGCACCUGGUGGUUUAAUCCGUCACCUUCAACAAGGGGGGGGCCACACUGCCACGCAGAGUAACACGGUGGCUGAUGACGAUGCUGAUUAAUUGUAACGUAACAUCUGAAUACGCAGAGCGCUCACACCACCAUGGUGCAGAACUGAGAAGGUAUCAAUCAGGCGGCCGGUUAAAUUAUGAAUCGGCUUCUGCAUCACAGUCCGGAGAGCCGCCGUCUCUCAAACCGUCUCGUUCAUGAAGAACCCGUCAGCGCCUCGGAGCGUCCAUCGGGCUGAGCCUCUCCUCGUGAUCAUGGAAGCAUUAAGAGACUCAAGAUGGUUUCCCUCCAUGAGCAGAGUGGAGCUCCGAGGUCCGGACCCAGCCUCAGGGCAGAAGGGGAUCCACUCCCGGGUGCAAAACCAGUGUGGGGGGGGUUGACUAAGAACCGGACUCGUUACUGAUGGACGUGCUCCUGAAGCGUCCCCCCCGUCCCAGGCAGGGUCGGUCCCCCCUCCGGUGGGAUGAGCAGCCGAGAGACCCCCCCCAGGGUUGCCAGAUUGGACGGGAAAUCGGGGCCAAUCUGGGAACACGGCCUGUGUGUCUAGAAGGGAGGCCUUGAGAGCUCCGGUGCACCUCACCCAGCAGGAGGCGGGGAGAUGGACGGACUCAGAGUGGGGACCCCCGGAGUGGGUCUGCUGAGGGGCCACAGGACAGUAACAAUAGGGGCGUGCUGGAAAGAUCCGUGGAUCUCUAUUGAGGAGUCGUUUAGUUUUAGUUUGAAAAGACACCUUCACCUGACUCUCUGGGUCCAGGACUUUUAUGCAAUGGAAAAAUAAACUCACUUUUGCACCUUUGUAAAGCAUUUGAACCCCCCCCCCACCCCCAUCCACAUCCACCCCUUCCCGCGAUACAGCCGUCACAGAAGCAGUGCACCUUGGCUUAAUGUAGAUGUAGAUGGAAUAGAGGUACAUGCUUUCCACAGCAUUUUUUGUUUUGGAUAGGCUAAACUUGCACAAGUGAAUUUACAAAUGUUGCUGGUUACAGGCAGGUGUGUAUAUAUAUAUAUAUAUAUAUAUAUAUAUAUAUAUACCCGCUUUAAAACAAAGAGCACAUGAGUUGGAACGACCGCACCAUGGAGAUGCUUCUGUCUUUUCGACCAGGGUCACGUAGUUCCCGUUUAGGGGAUGGAAGUCUUCAGUCCUGUCAGACUCACCGGGAGCUGCAGAGACAGCUAUAUGUGCCAAUUUAAAUCCUAUUUUUUGAAGUAUUUAUUUCUCGACAGUUUGAAAAUACUUUUUCCAAUCUAGUUUUGUUUAUGUACAAUUUGAUUCUCCGUGAAGAAAUCUCCUCGGUUGGUCACGAGAGAAGAUGGGUCAUUUUCUUUUCCUAACACUAGAGCUGAUUUCUGUUGUUUGGCUGAGUUUUGAAAAGUCUGUGCAGUUUUGUACAAAGUGAUGUACUUGACAUUCUACUUUAUAUUUCUGUGAAUAAAACGUGAUCGAACGGUAGCAAAA
Molecule: messenger RNA, 2772 nt
Organism: Gadus macrocephalus (Pacific cod)
Lineage: Eukaryota; Metazoa; Chordata; Actinopteri; Gadiformes; Gadidae
Product: SH2B adapter protein 2
Exons: 2
Coding region: 137-715 (192 amino acids)
Biological process (GO): antigen receptor-mediated signaling pathway; intracellular signal transduction
Cellular component (GO): plasma membrane
Molecular function (GO): transmembrane receptor protein tyrosine kinase adaptor activity
Source: RefSeq, a predicted model, not a curated record